CUUAACACUGGUAGAAAUCAAUGAGGGAAUUUGACAAAAACUAUUUCAAGUUUAACAUGUCUUGUCAAAUUAUUCUCACUUUAUGACUAUUUAGGAUCGAUCCAUGAUCUGGAUGAGGUAUUCUUUAAAUGGUGUUAUUACUGUUAUAUAGUAGCAUUGAAUAAAGAAUUACCGUUAUCAGAGAAUUCUUGUUUUUGUCUGAACUACUUUUGUAAGCCGUAGGAAAUACAAUUAUAUAAUACCCUAAAGGCCAAAAACAAAUUUACUGAUUGAAAAGAGCAAUAGUGUUUAAAAAAAAAAAAAAAAAAAAAAAAAAAAAAAAAAAAAAAAAAAAAAGCAAUAGUGUUAAUAUCAUAGAGAUGAUCAAGUGAAAUAGAGUAUCAAAUUUUAAUAAUGAGAUCACAUUUACCGAUUUCUACCCUUUUCCCCAAAGGAAGAACUCUAAUAAAAAUUAAAAGCACUAUAAAAGAAGAAAAGCCCACCUCAAAAAAUAAAAUAAAAUAAAAAAGCAAGUUUAUCUGCUCAUGAAAGUUUAACUGAAAUUUGAUUAUUUGAUUCUUAGUCAAAUUCUAUCUCAUCAGUCAUCACCAAAAGAAUUCUAAUCUCAGCAUAAAACCCUCUUUACGAUAUAUUUAAUCCUCUGUCAAAUAAAAUAAAAGAUAUAUUUCUAUAAAAAUAAGAGUAAUAAAUUCAACUAAUGAAUACUAUUUCAAUGUUAAAAAUGAAGAUGGGUAUUUUAAUUUUGAAGCUUUUCAUAAUUUUGAAUUCAUGGGUUUAUCUUGGAUCCGGUCAUAGACCCGAUUCUGGUGAACAACCACUUUCAAAAAUUAAUAUUUUGAGUACUAUUCUUGCUAUUAAUCCACAUGCCUCCAUUAAUGCUGCUCCGAUUCUUCUGGGUUUAAAGGGUGAAGACACUGAAUGGGUGGACGUAACCCUUCAGGCCCCAAACCCGUCUUCAGAUGAUUGGAUUGGAGUUUUCUCUCCUGCAAAGUUCAACUCAUCAACCUGUUAUUCAGAAACUGAUUUGAAAGAUCAAAAACCAUAUUUAUGCUCAGCACCAAUAAAGUACAUGUUUGCAAACACCUCCAACUCAGAUUACACAAACAAUGGAAAAGCCAAUCUGCGUUUCCAGCUGAUCAAUCAACGUGCUGAUUUCUCAUUUGCUUUGUUUUCAGGCGGCUUGUCCAAUCCCAAACUGGUGGCAGUUUCAAAUUCUGUAACAUUUGCAAACCCUAAAGCACCACUUUAUCCACGUCUUGCUAUAGGGAAGUCAUGGGAUGAGAUGACUGUAAGCUGGACAAGUGGCUACAAUAUGGAUGAGGCUGUUCCUUUUGUCCAGUGGGGCCCUCUAGACUCAAGUCCAAAGCGAGCACCAGCUGGAACAUUGACAUAUACGCGCAACACCUUAUGUGGUGCGCCUGCAAGGACAGUUGGUUGGCGCCAUCCGGGCUUUAUACAUACAAGUUUCCUGAAGGAUUUGUGGCCAAAUCAACUAUACAUGUACAGGAUGGGCCAUAUCUUGUCCAAUGGUUCAUAUGUUUGGAGUAAGACAUAUUCAUUCAAAGCUCCUCCUUCUCCUGGGCAAGACUCAUUGCAACGUGUUAUAGUAUUUGGCGACAUGGGGAAGGCAGAGCGUGAUGGAUCGAAUGAAUACAGUAACUAUCAGCCAGGAUCACUCAACACUACAGACCAACUCAUCAAAGAUAAAAAAAACUUUGAUAUAGUAUUUCAUAUAGGAGAUUUAUCAUAUGCAAAUGGAUAUCUCUCACAAUGGGACCAAUUCACCUCUCAGGUGGAACCUAUUGCAUCAGCUGUUCCGUACAUGGUUGCAAGUGGUAAUCAUGAACGUGAUUGGCCAGAUACUGGAUCAUUCUAUGGCAAAACUGAUUCAGGUGGAGAAUGUGGUGUGCCAACACAAACCAUGUAUUAUGUUCCAGCAGAGAACAGGGAUAAGUUCUGGUAUAAGGUAGACUAUGGAAUGUUCCGCUUCUGCAUAGCAGACAGUGAGCAUGACUGGAAGGAGGGAACUGAGCAGUACAAAUUCAUUGAGCACUGCCUUUCAACAGCAGAUAGGCAGAAGCAACCUUGGCUCAUCUUUGCUGCUCAUCGUGUUCUUGGUUAUUCAUCGGACAAAUGGUAUGGGCUACAGGGCUCGUUUGAAGAGCCAAUGGGUAGAGAAAGCCUUCAAAAGCUAUGGCAGAGGUACAAAGUUGAUAUUGCAUUUUACGGACAUGUACAUAACUAUGAAAGGUCGUGCCCAAUAUACCAGAAUCAAUGUGUAAAAUCGGAGAAGUCUCAUUACUCAGGCAUUGUAAACGGAACCAUCCACGUCGUUGCAGGUGGUGGAGGAAGUCACUUAUCAGAAUUCAGUGAAGUGAAUACUACUUGGAGUAUCUACAAGGACUAUGAUUUCGGAUUUGUGAAGUUAACUGCAUUCAACCAUUCAUCUCUACUUUUCGAGUACAAGAAGAGCAGAGACGGCAAUGUCUAUGAUUCCUUUACGAUAUCUAGAGAUUAUAGAGAUGUUUUGGCUUGUGUUCCUGAUGGCUGUGAAUCAACUUCCAUGGCAUCUUAAAUUUUCAGAAACUGACAUAUAUACAAUAUAAAAAAUGGAUGACUGAGAAAUUUUAAAGGGACUAUUGUUUGUAUAGCUAGGAAGAAUUAAUUGCAUACCUAAAGGAUAUUGAUAGUCAUAUACUCAUAUAAUUGGAUUUCACAAAUGCGCAUUUUUUAGACACCAGUUACAU
Molecule: messenger RNA, 2747 nt
Organism: Chenopodium quinoa (quinoa)
Lineage: Eukaryota; Viridiplantae; Streptophyta; Magnoliopsida; Caryophyllales; Amaranthaceae
Product: probable inactive purple acid phosphatase 27
Exons: 12
Coding region: 698-2575 (625 amino acids)
Molecular function (GO): acid phosphatase activity; metal ion binding
Source: RefSeq, a predicted model, not a curated record